AUGGCCCUCGACAAUUUGAUUUUCGCCCAGUGCAUCCUUUAUUUUUUAGCCUUCGUGUUCGGUUUCAUUGCCGUGGUGCCUCUGUCAGAGAACACGGAGGAUUUCGGGGGGAAAUGCCUGCUCUUCACGCGGGGUAUGUGGCAAAACGAGAACAUCACUGUGUCGAAGCAGCGCUUCAUCGUGGAGGAGUGGGGACCCGAGUCCUCCUGCAGCUUCAUCACUUUUGUCGGGAUAGCGUCCCUCAUCCUGUCCGCAGUGCAGGCAUGGAGGCUGCUGUUUUUUCUGUGCAAAGGACACGACGACUCCAUCUUCAACGCCUUCCUCAACCUGCUGAUCAGCUCCCUGGUGGUGUUCACGGUCUUCCUGUCCAGCACCAUCGUCAGUGUGGGUUUCAACAUGUGGUGCGACUCCAUCACAGAGGGCGGGGCCAUGCCUAGCAGCUGCGAGGACCUGCAGGACACCGAUCUAGAACUCGGCCUGGACAACUCUGCUUUCUACGACCAGUUUGCUAUAGCUCAGUUCGGCCUGUGGGCUGCCUGGCUCACCUGGCUCGGCAUCGCAGUGAUGGCCUUCCUGAAGGUCUACCACAACUACAGACAAGAGGACCUGCUGGACAGCCUGAUCCACGAGAAGGACCUGCUGCUCGGCCGCUCCUCGCGCCGCAGCUCUGACCUCAAGACCGGCCUGAUCUAGAAACCGGAGGACGCACAAACACACACACUCACUCACACUCAACCGUACAGUCCUCUCGCCUGCCAUGAGAAACACCAAUGUUUGCCUCUGUAGACAAUCAAAAUGAAUUGGUUUUUGCCCCCAUUGGCAACAGAUUGAAUCAAACGGAAGGUUUUAGCUUUGUUCUAUAAGGGUAAUUGAUUUCCCCUCAAACAAUCUCCCAAUGGUUGUUAAUCCUUUGAGUCCUGCUUUAUUUAGUUAACCUCUGUGUGCAUUCCUCUUCAACACACACAGCCAUAGAUCAGCCCUGAUAGUAUUAAAACCAUUUAAUGGAAAUAUACACCCAGUUUUUCUCAACUCAACACAGUAUUGAUGACUGGGACAGAUCGGCUGAUGGAUCAUGUCAUGUCUUUGUGAAACUUGUGCAUGGACCUUAUGCAUGACAAAUUGAUAGGGUGAUGUUUUUUAGUUGUAAAGGGUUUUUUUGUUUAUACGCAGAUAAACUAAAUUAGGCUUCUUUUCACUGCACACUACUUUGGCGAAGUCAGCUCUCUGCAUGCUGCAGCAAAGCAAAAUGAUGCGUGCUUUUGCAGUGUAUUCACACUUUUAUCGACAGUGACAAAAAGUUUUUUUGAACAAAAAUGACAAAUUGUACUUCAGAACAUUCAUGUAUCGGGCAGCCAGUCCAACAAUGCUUUUAGAAAUCUGUGUGAGAUUAAAAAAAAAACUAUUUUGUGCCAUAUACAGUAGUAACUCAGGCUUUUCCUUCACUUUAUAGGCUACAAACCAAUAUACUGUAUUACUGUGAAUAGACGCACAAAUGUACCUGCAUGCAUCUCUCUCCCUGUUACGUACACAUCACACACUCUCUUACUGUCAGAGAUUACAGGAAGAAAGCAAAUCGUCCGCUCGGCUUUGAUAGGCAAUGACAGUUUUAUUCAAAACAACUGAAAUCAUAAACCGGUAGGAACUAAGAAAACCCUCCAUAAAGGCACUUCUUUCAAAGUGACCGUAAAUGUUUGGACAGCCGUGAAAUGCAGCUCCUAAACUAAAUGUGCAUAUACAGGACACGAGCUCGCUGGGUGUUGUUUUAUUGCUAAUGACAAUUUAGUUUGACAGUACAGAGCGGAGAGUAUGUCUUGCUUCCAUACAGGCGCUAUUAGCCUUAUAUUGCUUUGACAUUCAAAUGUGAAACCUCCAAAAUCAUUUGCUUUUGAGUUCCCUGAAACCUGUGAUAUAAAGAACAAUGUUUUACUGGA
This is a messenger RNA of Chelmon rostratus (copperband butterflyfish), 1931 nucleotides long. Its product is annotated as transmembrane protein 179. The transcript has 4 exons. Lineage: Eukaryota; Metazoa; Chordata; Actinopteri; Chaetodontiformes; Chaetodontidae. Bases 1 to 693 code for a protein of 230 amino acids. The record is from RefSeq and is a predicted model, not a curated record.